GCGCCUCAUUCGUUGUGAUUCGGUCGAGAAAGGAUAACGCGCGACAUGGAAACUCCGUCUUUUCCGUGAGCUUUGAGAGGGGGGAUAUUUUCUUCACAGAUUUUUGCAGCCAGAAAAAAAAACAGCGUUCCCUUUGUGGAAAGGUGAAAUUUUAGGCAAACGAAAAUAUUUGCGAGUUGUGGGUGGUUGAAGCAUGUGAGCGAUAUUUUUGAAGCAAAAUGUGAUGAAAUUUUAGAGGAAAGGUUUUGAAAUAGUGCGGGUUUCCAGAAAGUGAUCCAACGCAAGUUGUGACAAAGGAAAAUAUGUAAGGGAAUGUUCCACAUCGUGGAAUUGGUAGCUUUCCAUGUUGAAUCAAACAAUAAAACAUAUAAAAUUCUCCCACUUUGGCAGCCGGAGAAUGUGUUUUUCGUGCCCGUGUAGUGUCAUCGUGCAAAAGUAAAGGAAAAAUAAAAAAGUUUCAUCAAGCCACAUUCCGAGAAGAGUGUCCGGGCAGAAUUUUGGAGGAUUUUUCCUCUUUCCACUAGCUGGUUGAAGGAAUAAUUUUUAAGGAAAGGUGAAAUUCUGUAGACGUGAGAAAAUCCAUAUCCUCACUCUCCUGCGUGGUUCGAACCUGUCGGGAGUCCCUAGAGUGUGUCUGCCACCUGAAGUUGGCCGAUUUCUCGGAACUCUGCCGGUGGAAGGAAAAAGGUGCAAAUUAGGAUUACAUUCAACAGUGUUCGUACGAGCGAUUACUAAUCGUCGUAAAUAGUAGAACUCACCAACACCACCACCAUGCACGCCGUCGGAAUUCACUCGGCGCUGGCCAUCAAGCGGCAACGAAAGCGGCGCGAUGUCCAGCGGAAGGUCCGCGAGCGCCGCUACAGCAUACAGAGCUCCGAGAGCGGGGAAACGCACUCCCCGCACGGUUCCACCCGCCGGAAGUUCCACCCCCACAAGGUGCACAUGACCGAGAACAAUAACUUAGACACGAAAGUAGUCACAAGCAUUGGAAUGCUGCACAUAGGAGUCGUAUUCGUAGUGUUCGGAAUCUUUUUACUAGGUGCUGGAUUUUUUCCAGAUAAUUUAUCAAAUCAACCGGCACAAACCUGGCAUCUACUGGGCAAAGGCUCCUGGUGGAACGAGCUGAUAUGCACGGGACUGUUCGCCGUCGGUCUCGGCAUCUUCUUAAUCAUCCUCAACUGUGUGAUAAGCAAUCGAGAGGAGCAGGACCUCGAGAGCUACGUCCAGCGGCAGCUGACACGAUCGAGAUCCGGUCACCGCUUGGAGCGAGACGUCGAGACUGGUGGCCUUACGACACGCCACCACCGCAAAGCCAUGCAAAUCCAGAAGGGUGCCGCCGAAAGGGGCUUGGACGACCUGUCCAACUCGAACAUUCUGCUGACGCCAACCAGUAGCGAGGUGGUGACCCCCACAACUCCCUCCGGAGUACUCGGAGCAUCCGGUGAGAUAUUGCUAGAGAAGAUCCUGGAGGAGGACAGCAGUUACGGUGAUCCGGAUUACUACUCGCGGAACGCCGGACAAUCGCCGCCGGGCGCCGAUAAUGACAAACGGUUGCUGCUCGGUAAUGGCCAUACUGGCGCCAUCCACAUGACCGAUAUUUAAACCACAUCAUCAGCAGCAGCCCAGAAUCAUCGCGGGAAAUUCCAUCACCAGUUGCACCAGAACCAACCACAACCAUCAACCGAGGGUCGAGCACAUAACCUCAAAACACCACGCAACGGCGACGUAAGUACCGGCAAACCCGUAUAGUAAAACCGCGGAAUGGUCCCUUCCCAGUCUCCUAGAAUAAAUUGAUUUUUCUACAUGUAUUGACCGUUAAGCAUUAACCACACAAACAUAUACAAACAGUCAGUCACAUUUACAGUUCAAGUACGUGAAACAUAUAAAAGAAAGAAACCAAAUAAAUCAAAUCAUUAGCCCCCAUAACCAUGCACACACACUCAAACACACACAGAAGGACGUGACUAAGCUACCCUUCAGCGGACUCUUUCGGCACGGUGGACUAACCUUACGGAAUAGUUUCGAGAGAAAAUUGGCAAAAUUUAUAUGGCUUCCAUCUUGUACAUCUUGUAAAAUCUUGUAGAUCAACGUGAUUUUGGUCAGAACUAUUUUCUGUUUUUGUUUCAACGAUAGGUGCUUCAACUGAGUGUUUAGAAGAAAGGUUAACAAAAUUCCGUACGACUGACCCACCGUGCAAACGACCACCAACAAAAAUCGACGCUGCAACAUAAAUAUAUAAAUGUGCAACAUUGCUGAAUUUACUAACUCUAAGAAAGAUAAGCUAUACGCCGAAAUUAGCUGCGAAGGCUGCGAACCACUUGGCAGAAAGCAAGAGCAAACGAUUCAGUCCCUCAAAAAAAAAUACAGCACUAGGGUGGUCCAAAAUACUACGAUGUAACACUGAACUACACUGGAACCCCAUGAUUUGACAUCGAUCGUUGUCAAACCAUCAGGGUCAUUUUCAGUUUGACAACCCUUCUACACGGAGCUCACACUUACUACCAAACGUUUAUUGUGAUAGUGUGAAUGAGCUCCGUGUAAAAAGUGACAGUUCGUGUUUUUUUUAGAUUGACUUUGUCAAACCAAAAGGGGGUUCAAACUAAAAAGUGUCAAACGAAAAAGUUUCCAACCACGGAAGGUUCAGUGUAGUGUAGAACCCCUUUGAUUUGACAGCUUGAGCUUAUUUCGCUAAAAUAUCAAGUGACAACCCGCAUAGUUGAGAACUGUCACUGCCACUUUUGACACAAUGCUCACCCACACUGCUUUAACGAAUUUUUGAUAGUGUUCAACCGUGCGCGCCAUGCAAAAAUUGUGGUAAAUUAAAACUUUGAUGAUUCGACACCGUUUGUUGAAAAACCAUUUUUAUGUUGGCAACUAACGCUCACACACACAACCAAAUGUUUGUUUUCAUGAAGUACGUGAACGGGGCUUUAAAAGUGACAGUUCGUCACUUUUUAAGUUAAAUUUGUCAAACCAAAAAAAUAAUAAAAAUUUUGUGAUUUUAGAGAUUUUAGAUGUCAUUUUUAAAUACUUUAAUUCGAAAAUAAUUCUGUUAUCAGUUUGAAGCAAGUGUCGAAAUCGUGUAAAGGGGAUGUGGUGGUUAAAAAUUAUCGUGGUGAAUUUCUUGUCAUAAAAUUAUUGGUUGAUGAAUGUUGAAAGAAAUUUGCGUUUAUUUGUGUGUAUUUAAUUUCUUUUCAAAGUUAACAGUGACAGUCAUUUUGUUUUCAGAUAUCGACUCAAAUUUGAUAGAGUUCUUCUGUUUAAUAGUUUUUUGAACACUUUUUUUUAACAAAGAUUGCUUUUAAUUCAAACAUCUUCUAUAGCAGUCAAAAUACAAAAUUCCACACAAUAAGUGAGUUUCCAUGUUAUAACUAAGUUUUCAACUACAAUGGGCCACCUUAGUACCCAUUUAUCAUAUCCACCAAAAAAACGCCGCAGCAGUAGUUAAUUAGCAGCUGAAACAUAAUCAAGAACCCGCAGUGAGUAAUCAAGAUGACUCCACCAAUCAGACUAGUUCAACAAACAGACAGACAUCUUUCACUAACACACGCACAGUAAAGAAUAUGGGAUUCCGCGGGCGGUGCCCAAAACUUCCCAGAAGAACAAAAAAAAACUUGCAUCAAACUACAUCAGCAAAUUUAUGCUAGUUGAAACAUGGCUGAACAUCGGUUUUAUAUCCAUUUUUUCGAACAAAAAAAAUCAAGGAUAAAACAACACACACAAACACAUUCGUUAAUCUGUACGCUUGCCAACACUCGUCGAAGUUUUCAUAUAUCGCUGUGUAUAGUAAAGGGACAAACAUUAACAAGAUAAAAAAGGUAGAGACAUUUAUAUAUAAAACAAAUGUUUGUGAUCGAACAAGACAAAAAAAAAAACAACCAAACAAAAAGUAUGCAUAACAAGGAAUCAGCUCGAAAAUAAAUGUAUUUAAUUUAAAAUUUUUGAUGUUUGUCACCAGAUGUCGUAUAUAUGAAAAGAGCAAAAUUUGAACACAUGUUGAACACCGUACUUAAAUUACAUUUCAUAGCUAUUUAAAGAAAGAAAAAGAAAACAACAAAAACAGAACAUCAUGAAAUAUCUAGAUAAAACUUUUAUUAAAUCCAAUUUAAAACAAAAACUCUUAUAGCGCAAAGUGUAAACGUUAAGCAAAACUACACUAUUUGUACAACACCAUCAGAGAAAAAGGACGAAGAAGAAAGAAAAAAGUUCACAAUUUUCUCUCUGCACUCCAAAAUACCAAAAAAAAACAAACAAAAAAAAAGAGUUUAAAUACAAUCGGCAAUCGCAGUGCAAAUGCGAACCGCAGCUAAUCUUC
Culex quinquefasciatus (southern house mosquito) is the source of this 4315-nucleotide messenger RNA. RefSeq lists its product as uncharacterized. The transcript has 7 exons. The record is from RefSeq and is a predicted model, not a curated record. The coding region runs from base 772 to 1602 and encodes 276 amino acids. NCBI's taxonomy places the organism in Eukaryota, Metazoa, Arthropoda, Insecta, Diptera, Culicidae.